AGUUGCAGUACGUACGCCAGCAAUCGAGACAAUCUGGAAGGAGACCUUUCCUCAACUUUUCGGUCCACCACCAACGCCGACCUCACGAUAGACCCUAGAAUUCCUUCCCAAAAAAACCACCAACCCCAUCUUCCCCCGACCUCGACGUUCACAAACUUUCAACAAUGGCGCCCAAGCGAACCGCCUCCUCUCAAAAAGCAGCAGCUGCUGCUCCCGCAGUCCACCACCCCGAGCCGCCCACCUCGCCCGCAGGACCGACCGCCGCGGCCGCGAUCCCGGGCACGAUGACCUCGCAGCCCAAGGCCGUCCCCAUCACCAUGACCCCCAAGAGUGCCAGCGGCAGUGGCGCCCAGAACUGGGACCAGGUCCUUGCCAACAUUUACAACCACUACGUCAAGAGCACGCCGCAGCGCACCAAGCUGAUUGAUGUCUUUAUGGCCUUUUUGGUCGUUGUUGGCGCGCUGCAGUUUUUGUACUGCGUUAUUGCUGGAAACUACCCCUUCAACGCCUUCCUCUCUGGUUUCUCUGCCACCGUCGGCCAAUUCGUUCUCACCGCAUCCUUGCGCAUCCAGACCACUGAGGCCAACAAGUCCGAUUUCCCCUCUGUAUCACCCGAGAGAGCUUUCGCCGACUACGUCGCAUGCAGUCUGAUUCUGCACUUCUUCUGCGUCAACUUCAUAAACUAAGGGCACAUGCCAGAUAAAGCAACAGGGAAGGUUUUCUUCCUUACGGUCAGGACAAGAUUAGGGGGGUGGCCCCCAAAUCAAAGACAGAGGUUCGAUGUGGGGGUGGAUAGACCAAUUGGUGGUAGAGCAUCAAAGCUACAACAUCAUAACCGCAUGAACAUGCGGAACGAACAAAGCAAUGUACAUUAUUCGAGCAGGCGUUGCAUCACAGCACGGUAGAUGUCUAAGAGAAGAAGAAAAAGUGCAAUUCUGGGAAUCA
This is a messenger RNA of Colletotrichum godetiae, 945 nucleotides long. RefSeq names its product DAD family-domain-containing protein. The record is from RefSeq and is a predicted model, not a curated record. Bases 165 to 686 code for a protein of 173 amino acids. Gene Ontology annotation, biological process: protein N-linked glycosylation. Gene Ontology annotation, cellular component: oligosaccharyltransferase complex; membrane. Lineage: Eukaryota; Fungi; Ascomycota; Sordariomycetes; Glomerellales; Glomerellaceae. The transcript is spliced from 4 exons.